Aedes albopictus (Asian tiger mosquito) is the source of this 4593-nucleotide messenger RNA. It is a transcript of the gene conu, whose product is annotated as rho GTPase-activating protein conundrum. Gene Ontology annotation, biological process: regulation of small GTPase mediated signal transduction; regulation of actin filament polymerization; signal transduction. Lineage: Eukaryota; Metazoa; Arthropoda; Insecta; Diptera; Culicidae. The record is from RefSeq and is a predicted model, not a curated record. Gene Ontology annotation, cellular component: cytoplasm. Gene Ontology annotation, molecular function: GTPase activator activity.
CUGUAGUGAUCAAGUGUAAAUAAAGAGAAAAACUGGAAACCAAAAUAUACAACGACGAUGGAUGGCGAGGACUGUGCGCAUGGAUGACGACGAGUCGCGCUUUGGAAUCUAGUCGAUGGUCGCGGUUCGAGUCGUUAGUUGAGUUAAGGCAUCCGUGCAGGUUGGACGUUUGUGCAAUACGAUUUUUUUCUGUUUUUUUUUACGCUUUAUUGUUGUAUUGAUGUGGUUUUUCGUUAUUAUCGGUUUGUUUUGCUACGUAUAGAACGUCGGGACUCAAGUGUUUACGAUUGAUCGGAUAUACGGCGGUGAAGGGAGAAGAACGAUCGAAUUGUUGUAAUUGAGAGUUCUAGCGUAUACGGUGCAGCUUUAGCGUAGUCUAUAUCGCCUAGCCUAAGGAGCUGUUAGUGUUAGUGCUUUAGUGUGUUUAGUCUAGCGUACUACUGAAUCUAAGUGACUGGGACCAGUGCCGGAAGCUUAUGUAGAUUCGCGGAAAGUGCUGAAGGUCGUCAGUUGUGGGACCUCUUGAUAACUACGAAAUUGGUGAACAGCUCACGUAAUAGUGUCAAACGUUUCAAGUGAGACAGAAGCUGAAGAUUGGAGUAAACGAUCAACGUUAUUAAGCUGCGAUAUAGCUGUAGAGGGCGUUACACAGAGAAGGAGUUGCCUCGUUUCAGCGUUUCUACGUGCUUUUUUUUGGAAAUGUUUUCGUGAAAGUUGGCGGCAUUUCGCUGUUUUAAACAUUGUGUAACCGGUUUGGGACACAAGGCUGCCCGAGCUAUCGACCAACCGCCUAGCCUCAUCUCAUCCAAGUGAAACUCCCAAACAAAUUAGCAGUCGCGUGAACACCGGACCUCCACUACCUGAGACAACCGGCUCCCCUAUGAAUAUGCGCGCGUGAUUUGUAUCGGGAUUUCGACCAAGUGGCACUUGUUUACAAUCUGGAAGAAGCGAUUUCCGGCUUUCGAGAAGAGCGGGCUUAGUGAGUGGAUGUAAACAGAAGAAGAUCGGGAAGGUCGCGCUGUUGAAGGUGCUAAAAUUGAGAAAUACGUGUGAUUGUGUCGCCGAUUGUUUGCCGUGAUCUAACAGUGUGGUUCCCUUCAAGCGGAGAAGAAACGGAAGUAAGAACGUCGACGUUUGUCAACAAACGACUUGGAUAGGUGUAAAAGUCACGUGUUCAGCGAAUACUCGGUGUAAAGUUUGAGAACCUAGUUCUGGAUGUUGCUUGUGCAUUCGACAUUUCUAGCAAAGUUCGGUUCUGCAUGUGUUGUGUUUACCUGAUUUAUGUGAGGAAAUUGUGAGAAAAUACCGAUAAAAGUCGAAGAAUCAGCUGUCUUGUAAAGGCAACGGAGAGUAUUUCAUUUCAUCAGUUGUGACUAACACCUCAAGUCGUGAUUUUGGCUCCUUCAUUGUUGCGUUAAUUCGUCGUACUCGGAGCAAUAAAAAAGUGAUAGUGUUUUGUGGAUGAUUCAAGCGAAGGGGAAUUGACGGCGAAUCGAAGAAACUAGAGAACCUGUGGUGGCAGCUAUUUAUCAGAUAAGAAGAUAACACAUGUACGUUGCUCCAUAGUUCAUCGCAGUAGAUUCGUAACAAUCAAUAAAGGACGCCAACCGUCAACAGUAGCGAACCCCCUUUCCCCAUUCCCAUCCAUUCCAAUUGUCAUUGACUGUUCCCUCACCCAAAAAAAGCAACUGAAAAUCGCCAGUCAAUGUUUCACCACCGACAUCACGCCUCGUCGUCGCAGCUUUCCUCGUCCUCGUCGGUCGGUUCACCGAUGAAUCACAAAGACCUGGAGGCGGAACUGGACGAAUACCUGUCCGAGUACAAACUGCAGGGACCGCUCCUGGAGCCGAUCAGCCACUACGCGGAUGGAGAACUAGAAGCAGAAUGGCUGAACGCAGCCGGAUUUCCUCAGCUGACCCGAGCCUUCGAAGAGGGUCGUGAGCUUUCCACUUCUGAACUUGUCCCAGUCAUUGCGGGUCUUUCUACGGCCCACGCAGAAGCCGUCAAACAUCGAGUGAAAGCUCUCAAUCGAACCGUCCGCGGAAGGACGCGCAAUCGGGGCAGCAAAAAGCCGGACAUCCGCGAUGUCUUCCGUGACGUAGAUUCGUCCAGUACGGGGACCCGAUCCCGGAGCGCAACGCCGGAUUCGCUGGAUUCCCUUCCGGGCGACGACGGUUGGAACAAUGGUAUCACUAAUAAUAAUCACCAUCACCAUCACCAUCACCACCACCAUCCGCACAUCCCGAGCUUUGUGUCCGUUUUUGACGGGGGCAAUGGACCGGUGGUGCGGCCAACGCCGAUUCGCAGCAAGCAGCACCUGCGACGAACGCCCAGCGCACCGCUACGGGGUUCGGCCGAACUGUUUCGCGGGUCACAUGUCCGCUGUGAUAUUCCCUUUCAUAACGAGGGCAUAGAGUUACUGAACUUCCAGAGACUAGGAACGAUACACAUACCAAGGAUCCGAUCAGGUUCAGAUCCAUCCUGUACCAUUGGAACGCACGGCGGUCAGCACAUCUCCGGAACGCGCAGCCAUACGAACCUGUACAACGACAACCAGAGCAAUGAGGAUUCGGGUAACUCGUCGUCGGAGCAGAGUCCCCCGAACUCACCACCUCGCAGCAGUUUGCUUUGCUCCGUUGAGAACUCUCCCCUACGCUCGUCCUACGAACCCGUCAGUUUCGAGAGCAUGAUCAAACAGACGUCGUCGCCGCACGAGUCGUCGCAGAAGCUGUGGCAGCUACAGCAGGACCACCGCGAGUCCUGCUGCGACAUAGACAAAGUGUCCGAAGGGGACUUCAAGCGACUGCAACCGCUACUGUGGCUGGAGCUGGCCUCCCUGUUCGACAAGAACCACGUCGCCCUGGACAAGCGGAAACCAUUCAAACGAAAACGAAAGGAGGAAGGCAACGUCUUUGGAGUGUCACUCAAUGCCCUGGUGAGACGCGACCAACAGAUAACCGGAGAAGAUACCACCCUAGUGCCUCUGAUAUUGCAAGCGAUCUUAUCCGAGCUAAGGUUACGCGGUGCUAAAGAGGAAGGCAUCCUGCGAGUGCCAGGACAUAAACAGAAGACCGAAACACUCUACAAUGAAAUCGAACACAACUUCUACUACAAACCGGAGAAAGUAGAACCCCUGAUCAAGAAGGCCGGUGUGCACGAUCUCAGCGCGCUUCUAAAGCGAUGGCUGCGAGAACUACCUCAACCCCUGCUGGCCAACGAUCUGGUGCAUUUAUUCUACCAAACGAACGUUCUACCUCCACACGACCAGUACAAAGCAUUGGCCGUACUCUGUCAGCUGUUGCCGCACGAGAACCGUAACACCCUGCGGGAGCUGUUGAACUUCUUCCGGCUGGUGGUGAACCUGCAGGAUUCGAACAAGAUGUCCCAGCAGAACGUGGCCACCAUCAUUGCACCGUCGCUGUUUCCCCCACGGUUCAUCCAUCCUCCCGACAAGAACAACAUCGGAGCCCAGGUCCGCAUGGCUGCGCAAUGUUGCCAUCUAACGAGCGUCCUCAUCACGAUUGCCGAUGAACUCUGGCGAGUGCCAACCCGGCUCAUUGACCAAAGCAAGAUGAUCAACAAAAAUGGACAGCCCAAACGACAACUGACCCGCAAAGCCAAAAAUCCUCCUUCGAGCAAUGGUGACUUCGUCAUCGAUACCAACCAUAUCCACAGACUGGUGAUCUGAGCAAGGAAGAAGUACGCCUAGCGUUCUCGCCUACUUAUCCAUUUAGACUACUACCAUGCGCAAUCAGGAUCUAAAUUUAAACUGAUGUGUAUCCACAACGCUGCAACUGGGUUAAAUACAAUUAACUGCAGACAGUAUCAGUUUACGACCAUUCAAUAGGUUAAGAAACCUAUAUAGUACUACUAGAACCAUAUCACGUACGCGUUGAGCUGCACUUUGUGGCCCGCUCAGUUAGCUGUCCAUUCUCACUUGUUAUAGAUCGAUCGUGUAGGUAGCUAGACACAUGUAAUUUACCGCUAAUUGUUUAAACAAUCGGAUGGUUUAUUUUUUUAACAAGUGUGAGAGUUUCUGGUGUGUCUUGUAUAUGUAUUGCUCUUCGAGUGCUUACCGAUUAUUGCUUUAAAACGAGAUAAUUAUUACCCAAACAGAAGAGGGAAGUGCGCGCGAGCGUGUGUUUUGACUAUAUAGAUCUAAAUAUUUCCAUUCGGUUCCGCCGAUUGAAGUGGGAACAACAACUAAAAAUAGAAUUAAUGGGAUACCAUCCGUGCUAAAUUUAACCUCAACUGCAUUAAUACAAUUAGUUUUGGGAAAUUUUUCGGCAGCCAUAUAAUCAGGAAUUUAUAGAGCUGUCUGCGUGGCACGCUGAAAUAUAUAUAUAUAAGGAGAGAAAACAGUCGUACGGUAUUGCGUACUUACUCUAAAAUUAACCUGGAGAAACUGGAGCAUACGUAACUCACGUCAAUGAAUGAUGAUAGUCAUUGUAAUUUGUAUUUAUUACGGUGUUAUAGUCAAAGAUUGUAUAUAUGCCGAUGAUGGCAGUCAAACUUAUAAUGUGUAUAUAUAUAGGAGUGAGCAAGAAACGAUAGAAUAAACGUGUACCAUGAUGUUCUUUGUAAAGUAACAAA